Messenger RNA from Yamadazyma tenuis ATCC 10573, 1721 nucleotides. RefSeq lists its product as uncharacterized. The record is from RefSeq and is a predicted model, not a curated record. Lineage: Eukaryota; Fungi; Ascomycota; Pichiomycetes; Serinales; Debaryomycetaceae.
CCACGUUACAAGACUACUGAUUUUGUGUACUACUAUUAUUCAUUCGUUUGUUGUAUUGAGUCCACAUAUACGUCUUCAACAUCGCUAAUCAUCCCUCCUAGUUUUUCCGUUCUUCCACUACUUUGUAUUCCCUCCAAUUUAUUUAUCCAAUUAUGAUCUCCAAAUUGUAUCAACGCAUAACCCUUUUGGUGUUACUUAUAUUGGCACCAUUAUGUAUAUACGUGUUUAACACUAAUACUGGUAUGAGUGGAGACAUACACUUCCUUGACUCCUUAACACACCUACCCAUAGCAAUCGAAACACCUGAGAAAAAUGUACAGAUAUCCUCACUUGGUGAUGCCAAAACACCUGAGGAGGAACUCCUUCUAGAAAAUCUCCUUCAACUUGACGAGUGCACUAUAGUGAAUCCCCUCAGUCGAGGGUUUAUUGAUCUUAGAGGUCUCAGUGCUGGUGGUAACGAAGGACGGCCUAUCGGUUGGGGAGCUAAAGGUUACGACUCAGGUGUCAACUUCACUAUUGGAAUUUGUUCGUCGCCAAUGAAGAAACUACACGACAAAUCCGAAAUUCAGGAUGGUAUGAACUCUUCCCUUAUAGGAGCCUACUAUAAGGAUCCUAAGUCUGGACAAUAUGUAUCUAUUGGAGAGUUUAAUACGGUUCCCAAAUUCAGAGGUCGUAAAUUAACUUUGACAUACGACGGAGGUUCGUUUUGCAACAUAAGAGAUGAAAACGGUGAUAAGAUCAGAAAAUCCACUUUAAUAACCUUAACAUGCGAUAGAGAAAUGCAUUCCAAGGCGGCUGUAUCGUAUAUUGGUAACAGUAAUGACUGUUCUUAUAUGUUUGAAAUGCGUUCACAUCAUGUGUGUCCCACUGCUGUAAAGGGGAAUAGCACAAAUGCUUUUUGGAUCUUUUUAAUUAUCAUUGCCUCCGCAGUAAUCGGGAUAUCCUCAGGUAAUAUUCUUUAUAAGCAGAUGAAGAAGCCCAAAAGGAUAAACAUAUAAGGGAUAAUUAAAUAUCUUAUAUCAUUAUGAAUAUUAUAAGGGAAUAAAACAGAUAGACUUUUUUACUUUUGUCCCACUUUGAAAAGAGCUUCCACAGUGGAUUUGAAAUCUGUAGAUUCUGAAACUGGUGGAUUGGCUUGUGCAAGCUUGAACUUCAAUUCUAGUAUUUUUCUGGAUACAACUGACUUUGCUUGUGCACUGAAGAGUUGUCUUUCUAGUUCAUCACUUGGCCUUAUCACAUGCAUAAAGUUGCAAUGGUCCCUCGAACAACUGUUAGUAUCGUAAUCUCUGCAAUUAGCAUCAUGAAAACUUUGAACCGGAGAUAAUUCACAGUGUACGGGUCGGCUACCAAACCAUUCUUGAUUUAGUUCAACCACAGCUCUUCUGGCGCCUUCUUCAUUUUUGAAGCGACAGUAUACGUUUCCAUUCAAAUGAUUAUUUUCGUUUUCACAAACCACCAAUGCUGCUAUUUCCUCAAUUUUACCAAGACGAAUGAAUACAUCUUUGUAGAAGUUUUCAAAAUACUCUCGUAUUUGUUUGGGAUUUAAAUCCUGUUCAUUCUUAUUCAAUUUAGGAUUCUGAUAAAGGUUUGCUAAUAGCACUGUGUAAGACGUCAAAGGUUUUGUAUGUCUUUUGGAACAUUUCUCCCCGUGUCUACAAGCACCAAUCUUGGUGUAAAACUGACAGUUCAUGAAAUCGGACAUGAUGCGUAAGUUAUAAUAU